AGGCCUUAACUCCAAAAUCCAAACGUGACGAAGUAGCACAAAGGACAGCUUACAUACUCCCCACCUCCGGCCCGGGUUUUUGUUUCCCCGCACUCACUACCCUGACGGUGUUACUACGGACUGGGCCAGUCUCGAGACUAGUUACCCGCGUUACGUCCGAAGGGAAGCGGAGAAUUCAAAGUCUGUAGUCCGUAGCCGGUGUGACAGGCAUCGGUGAAAGAUAUGCGUGUUUGUUCAGCGCACCAUGCGCCGGAGAUGUCUGGGUGAAUAGAGACGGGGCCAGGAUAAUACGCACAAGAUUUAUAGACCAAAGACGCGCCCAAGUCACGGAGCGGAGGUUUGCUAUAGUAUAUAUGGGCCGUGGUAAAACCUUUAGAUUGUCGGACACUGAUUGCUUUUCUGUGAGUCAGCCUUGUUUGUUUGCGAGCUUGGUGAAAACAUGUUGUGAUCAACCGUCACGUGCACUUCGAUUGGUGACAGAGGUCGCCUUGGUGAGACUGCCCGAGGCGUUCCCAACGGUUACGGUACAUGGGUAAAUACGUACUAGUUGGAACAGGGAAGUGGUUAUGGCGCAGCCACAGCUGGCGCUGCCUGCGGUCGGGAUGGACAGCAGGAGGCGACAAGACGUGGAUCACGCGUACAGAAUGAACGGCGUGAAGCUACCGAGGGUGGUGGACGACCGAGUGUUUCUUGUGAAACGAAGCACGCAACAGAGGGCAGGUGGAAAGCAAGGGAAGUCGCCGCUGCCAAGCGACCCUGGAACCAAGAACAGGAACGAGUCGCGCGCGCGAUCGUUCUCCAAAGUGCUCAAACCUCUGCGUCUGUCCUACUCGCGCGGUUCGGAGGCAGAACUGAAACCUGUCCGCUUCGGGCACUGGGGCAGCGCGGAGGGCCAGCUGAAACGGCCGCGGGGAGUGGCGGUGACGAGCUCCGGGCAGAUCUACGUCGUCGACGCGGGGAGCGAGCAGAUCCAGGUGUUCAGUCCGGAAGGAGAGUUCAUCCGCAGGUUUUUCACGGGCAGGGGCAACACCAGGUCAGACCCGUGGGGCAUAGCGGUGUUCCACCACGGUGUCCUCGUCACGGACGCCGAGGAGAGUGUCGUCAACGUCUUCAGGAAGACCGGCCACUUCGUCGGGCAGUUCGGGAAGGGCAUCCUGCACAGACCGUGCGGCAUCGCCGUGGACCCCAAAACGGACACGAUAUUCGUUACCGACAGGGAAUGUGUGAAGGUCUUCCUCGGAGAGAACGGGGUGCUCAUGAACAUGCUGUACUUCUACGGUUGCGCGAACCCGUAUGGAUGUUAUGUUGACUUCAAGUAUCCCUUACCGUACCAUGUUGCAGUUGACAAGGGGAACGCUGUCGUGUCCGACUGGAGAGAACAUUGUGUGAAAGUUUUUGAUAUCGAGAACGGCGUCCUUAUAAAGCGGAUAGGGGCACGUGGGGCGCGGGUAGGAGGUCUGGAGCACCCGCGUGGAGUGUGCUUAGACCGGGCUGGUAACGUUGUUGUCGCGGACCAUGGCAACAAACGUGUUCAGCUUUUCGACUGUAGGAAGGGGUACGGGUUUGGACGGUACGUGGCCACCGAGGCGGACGGGGUACGCUCCCCGGAGGACGUCGCGCUCGUGCCCGACGGUAGGUUCGCUCUAACCGAUAGCGAUCGGCAUUCCGUGACCCUGAUCGGCACGGGCCUGGGCACAACUACAACCUCACUGGACCACCUUUUCUACAACGCCUCGUCUAGAGAGAGAUCCGCGAACCAUUUUGUCUCCGACUCCGGUCCAGACAUCUCUGACAAAAACGAGGACCUAGACUAAAAAAAAAAGAAAUCCUGCGCCUAAUUAUUAUGUAAUAGUCCUAUUUGAUUUGAUUUAUUAGGCUGUACAAACAGAUAUACAUGUAUACAGCCAGGAAUCCCCAACUAGC
Branchiostoma belcheri (Belcher's lancelet) is the source of this 1923-nucleotide messenger RNA. RefSeq names its product tripartite motif-containing protein 2-like. Bases 567 to 1814 code for a protein of 415 amino acids. The record is from RefSeq and is a predicted model, not a curated record. Gene Ontology annotation, biological process: proteasome-mediated ubiquitin-dependent protein catabolic process; negative regulation of translation; protein polyubiquitination. Lineage: Eukaryota; Metazoa; Chordata; Leptocardii; Amphioxiformes; Branchiostomatidae. Gene Ontology annotation, molecular function: ubiquitin protein ligase activity; protein binding; translation repressor activity. The transcript has a single exon.